AUGGAAUACAAUCAUGAUCGAGAACAAAAAAGUGAAAUAAUACAAAGACUUGAUCCACAAUUAAUUGUUAAUUGUGUUACAGGUAUAGAUGAACUUCGAUAUCUAUUAACAAAACAUAUUGAACAAGGUUUUGAAGUUGAUGAAACAAAUGAAUUGAUAUCUUAUUUUGAUUUACUUGAAACAAUUUUUGCUGAAAAAGAAGAUAUUAAAUUAGCUGCAUCACAUCUUUAA
Rotaria sp. Silwood2 is the source of this 231-nucleotide messenger RNA. The record is from the annotation of a GenBank genome assembly. NCBI's taxonomy places the organism in Eukaryota, Metazoa, Rotifera, Eurotatoria, Philodinida, Philodinidae.